UCUCCCAACUAAUUCCACUCAUUAAUCGCCUAAUCCGACGACUGUCAUUCUCUCACCUCCGUCGUUUCCUGAUCGACCCCGUUAUCAGGUCCACUCUUUGAAUCCAUUUGGUCCGACUUUAAUACCAGUCCGGCAUCAUGGCUUACCAGAAGCGCCCUACGUCCAGCUAUCAGCCCUGCGAUACUUUCUUCGUGGAAUCCUACGACGAGUUUCCUGCGCCGCGCAUGGAUCCCAAAGAACACGCAAAGUUGAUGGCUCGCGAGCGUCAGUACGCCAUGGCGGAACAGCUGUCCAAGAUUACUAGCGACGAAUUCCGUGAUGACGUUCUGGCGCACAUGCUGGACAUGGAUGCUGCUACACUUCCAGAUGUUGAGUCGAUCGACAUCCAGACCGAGAUCCAGUGGUUCAUGCGUCCAUACCUCCUCGACUUCCUGAUCGAAGCCCACACUGCUUUCCAGCUCUUGCCGUCAACCCUGUUCCUGACCAUCAACCUGCUCGACCGGUACUGCUCGAAACGGGUCGUCUACAAGAGGCACUAUCAGUUGGUUGGGUGCGCCGCCUUGCUCAUCGCAUCCAAGUACGGCGACAAGAAGGACCGCGUGCCGACCAUCAAAGAACUCAAGUCAAUGUGCUGUUCCUUGUAUGAUGACGACAUGUUCAUCCAGAUGGAAUGGCAUGUGUUGCAGACUCUGGGAUGGACCAUCGGACACCCGACGGUGGACAACUUCCUCCAAAUGGCCGUGAUGGACUGUGCGUAUGAUGCUGAAGUUGAGCACUUGGCAUUGUACAUUUCGGAAAUCUCCCUAUUCCAUCGGGACUUUGUCUCCAAGCCCUCGUCUGAUUUGGCCCGGGCCUCGCUAGCUCUCGCGCGGUGCAUCCUGAACCGGACCCAGCCCCGUCACACAGAAUGGGCAUCCCAGUACGACUCAAUGACGCUUGUGGGCUUGUCGCAGCAGCUUCACCAACCCUCCCAGGUGCUCUCCAGGAAGUACUCCUCGGCUCACUACUCCCGUGUGUCCAAGGUGCUCGAGCAAUUCCUCGCUCGUCAAGCGUCGAUUGCAAGCUACACGCCGCCCAGCCCGCAAACGGAAGUUGUCCAACCCGAGCCCAAGCCAUACGAGGGCGAGAUUGGGCUUGCUACACCGCAGAAAGCCAAUCAAUCAUCAACCAUGGCGCACGGUUAUAUCACGCCGCCAAUCACACCCGAGAACGAGGUCUUUGCCAACGGUGGCAAUCCCACCUUUGCCAAAGGGGCAGCAGCAGCAGCAGCUACUGCUUGCUCGCCAUCGCCGACGCCGCCCAGCAUGCAGUAUGUCAACUCGCACGCCUACACGCAGGAGGCCACGUACCCCCAACAAUUUCUCCAGCCCCAAAUGUCCUUCAGCACCGGUUACUGAACCGGACUUGGGAGAUUGAGGAAGUUUCUCGUCAAUAAUAUACCAACAUAUUGCUCGAUACCUACAUCCGAUGUAUUUCGCAUCUUGUGCCAUAGCCGCCAAUCUGGUUUCCUUGUCUGAACCAAUUCCGUGGUUCGCCAGUUACCAUACAUAAUUGGAUUUUCGCCUUCAAUUUCGUUCUACUUUCGUCUUGUUCCUUGUCUAAAAAUUGCAUACCCCAUCUCCUUGUGUUCCGCAUAUUUUCUCUUGGGUGAACCCAGUUG
Messenger RNA from Aspergillus sclerotioniger CBS 115572, 1660 nucleotides. RefSeq names its product G1/S-specific cyclin. Gene Ontology annotation, molecular function: cyclin-dependent protein serine/threonine kinase regulator activity. The transcript has 2 exons. The coding region runs from base 138 to 1397 and encodes 419 amino acids. Gene Ontology annotation, biological process: regulation of cyclin-dependent protein serine/threonine kinase activity; mitotic cell cycle phase transition. Lineage: Eukaryota; Fungi; Ascomycota; Eurotiomycetes; Eurotiales; Aspergillaceae. The record is from RefSeq and is a predicted model, not a curated record. Gene Ontology annotation, cellular component: nucleus; cytoplasm; centrosome.